GUUUCCAGUCGGCUUGUUUAUGUGAGCGUACCAGUCUCGCCCAACAACAAAUAGAAGGAAACGAUAAGCAGGUCGGGUCAUGGAGUUUGCAGAGUUGAUAAAGACACCCAGGGUGGACGGGGUCAUCCUCCAUCGGCCUUUCAUGCCCACUGUGGAGGGGACCCUGUGCUUGACUGGUCACCACCUGAUUCUCUCCUCCAGACAGGACAACGCCGAGGAGCUGUGGCUGCUUCACUCAAACAUCGACUCCAUAGAGAAAAGAUUUGUGGGCUCCCUGGGAAGCAUCAUAGUCAAAUGCAAAGACCUGAGGGUGAUCCAGCUCGACAUUCCUGGCAUGGAGGAGUGUUUCAACAUUGCCAGCUCUGUUGAGGCUCUGUCCACGCUUGACAUACUCUCCCUGAUGUAUCCUUUCUUCUACCGGCCCAUGUUUGAAGUCAUAGAAGAUGGCUGGAAUUCAUUUCUUCCAGAGGAUGCCUUUAAAGAUUUGGAGACCAUGACCGAUGAAUGGAGACUGAGUGAUGUCAACAAGGACUGCACUGUAUGUCCAUCAUACCCCCCUUUAGUGGCAGUGCCCAAAGAUGUCGAUGAUGACACACUAAGGAAAGUAGCCACCUUCCGUCACAGUGGCCGUUUUCCAGUACUUAGCUACUACCACAAGAAGAAUGGCAUGGUGAUGAUGCGAGCAGGGCAGCCUCUGACGGGCACCAAUGGGCGACGCUGUAAGGAAGACGAGAAGCUGAUCAAUGCCACACUGCGACCAGGAAAACGUGGCUACAUCAUCGACACUCGCACCAUCAAUCUUGCCCAGCAGGCCAAAGCUCGAGGUGGAGGGUUCGAGUCUGAGGCUAACUACCCCCAAUGGAGGAGGAUUCACAAGGCAAUCGAAAGGUCUAACAUCCUCCAGGAGAGCCUGAUAAAACUGGUAGAGGCAUGCAACGACCAGUCCCACAGUAUGGACCGCUGGUUAAGCAAGCUCGAGGCUUCCAACUGGCAGACUCAUGUCAAGGAGAUCCUCACCACCGCCUGCUUGGCUGCCCAGUGUAUCGACAGGGAGGGAGCGUCGGUCCUCGUUCACGGCACAGAGGGGACAGAUUCCACCCUGCAGGUGACCUCCUUGGCUCAGAUCAUCCUUGAUCCGGCCUGCAGGACCAUCAGAGGCUUCCAAGGCCUGGUGGAGCGAGAGUGGCUCCAGGCGGGUCACCCGUUCCACCACCGCUGCGCCCAGUCGGCCUUCUCCAACAGCAAGCCUCGUCAAGAGGCUCCCGUCUUCCUUCUCUUCUUGGACUGUGUGUGGCAGAUCCUUCGCCAGUUUCCAUGUUCCUUUGAAUUCAGCGAGAGCUUCCUGGUGCUGGUCUUUGAUCACGCCUAUGCUUCUCAGUUUGGCACCUUCCUGGGCAACAGUACAGCUGAGAGAGCCAAACUGUCUUUGCCUGAGAAGACUGUGUCCCUUUGGUCGUGGGUGAACCGGCCCCAAGAACUGGAGCGUCUGACCAACCCACUCUACGAGGCCAACAGCCUUGUGAUCUGGCCCUCUGUGGCCCCUCAGAGCCUGCUGCUGUGGGAAGGAGUCUUCCUGCGUUGGAACCGCUCCUCCAAGUGUUUGGACGAGGCCUACGAGGAAAUGGUACAUAUAAUCGAAUACAACAAGGAGCUUCAGAACAAGGUUAACAGCCUGCGCAGGCAGCUGGCCCAGCUGGAAACUGAAGAUCCUCUGCUGCAGACGCUUGAGUGAGAGUGAGAGAGCGAGUGUGAGAGCUGUGAAAGGAAGCAAGAUGGAAGAAAGAGGUAAAAUAAAUGUGAAAUUAUAACAAAAAACAUUAAGGAAUCAAUGUCCCAGCUUUAGGCUUUUGUUAGUUUCUUCUCUGAUUGUUGAGAACAUAUAAUUCAAACUGUUUUAAUGAUUUUCCUUUUUUGCAUGAUCGAUGACACAUUUUGGUUUUCCCUCACAGAUAAAAAAUUAAGUGGAAAUGCACGAAACCCAGACCAACUUCAAAAUCAAUCACUCCAUUUGAUUUUCCAUUCAUCCAGUUAUCUGUCGCACCGUUUAUGCAACUGAAUGGGCUUCAAGAGUGCCUUGAUUCAUGAAAAAACAUUUGAAGUAAAAAAAAAUGUAAAAAACCUGUAGCUUAAAUUCUGCUCUGGCAGCCGGCUCAUCAAACCUCCGCAUCUUCCACUCGCUGACACGCAUCUGAACAUUUGUGUGAAAAGUCCAUUUCCUCUACAUGUGUUUUAAUAGAGCCCUCCUUAUUGUUGGGCAUUGAUCUCGUGCAGGAGGGAAUAUACGGCAGAGUUCCGCUUUUCACCAAAACAUCCUGCUGAAUGUAUAUAUGCCACUGAGGCACUGCAGAGUAACUAUGGCAACAUAUAGGGUGAUAUAAGGCAUCAUGUGACUUUGCCGCACAAUGAGAUGAUCUAAUAAGCGUGGGUUUGGUCAUCACCCUCUGUGCUGUGCAAUGAAAAGGCUUUUUUAUCAACUAAAUAUCGUGUAUGUUUUUCUGAUCAUUACUUGGCAUUCCAUUAAGGAGCACAGCUGGAGGUCCUCCACACACAACCUUAUACGUCUUAGCUUGCCUGGUUAUGUGUUUUUUCUUCCCCGCCCCCAAUCUCAUUAAGCAUAAUAAAAAUGGAGUGUGAUCCAGAAUUGGCCAUGUUCACACAGAGGCCUGCUUACGAAGUGAAAACAUUAUAUUUAUGUGAGAUAUUUCUUUAAAGACCGAUUUAUAUUUUGGUCAUUUAAAGUCAUGCGAUAAUUGUUGAUAAAGUGUUCGAGCAUAUUAUUAAACGAAAUGCAUAUAUCUGCUGUUUUCUAGUUUAAGAUCCAAAACUGAUGCACUUUGUGUGAAAGGCAUUACACAAUAUCGGAAAGAUACGAUGAGAAUUCUUGUAGCGUACUUUUUGUGGUCAGUACUUACCAGCUGUCGCCAUAUUAGACAAUAAGACGUAACUUUAAAUGUUAAAACAAGCCAAUGCAACGACAAACAAACUCAAGCUAUUAGACUACAAAUGACACACUGUUGUUUCCUCCAUUGCACUCCUUAGAGAAGCAGAUAAACCGGAAAAGUCUGCUGGCGGUGGCAUUCCACGUGCGAAGGUAGUUUCCAAUCCCAUAAUACUAUUGAGAAAGCGAUAUGCUGCACUUUAAAUAUAAAUAUAUAUGGCAGUGAUGGGGUUAAAUUAAAUCCACAGGGGUCUUUCAUGUUUGUUUGUUUUGCCAGUAAGAAUUAGCAUUUUCUUGACUUGUGUCCAUGUCAUCUUGAUACAUUUAAUCCUUUUUGCUUCAAAAGGAUUUGAUAAACACUAUACUGAACUGAUCCCAGCCACUACAUUAAAAUGCUUUAUAAAGGGAAAGUUGUUUAUAGCUGCACUAUUUUCCUUUUGCCAAAAAAAUAACAACAGACACUGUACCUACCGUUGCUUUGUGUGUGUGUGCAUGAAUGGAAUAAUGGAUUAUAUCAAGAUAAUGGUUUGAUUUACAUUGCAAAUUCCCUAUGCUUGCAUUAUGCUUAAUGUUAUCCCUUAAAAUGAUGUUGCGUUGUUAAAGUCAAGAACUCUAUGGUGUUUGUGCAAUGCCUCACUGCGAGAUCAUAAUUCAAAAUGUACUUUUAUCUACUUUUAUCACUGUCUCUGUAAAAUUAUAUUAUUGUUGAAAAGAUUAAAUGUUGUUGUUUUUUUAAGUUUCAAGCCAUUAAAAAUUAUAGCACCAAAGAUUUUCGGUGCCAAAUUA
Cyclopterus lumpus (lumpfish) is the source of this 3724-nucleotide messenger RNA. It is a transcript of the gene mtmr9, whose product is annotated as myotubularin related protein 9. Gene Ontology annotation, biological process: negative regulation of autophagy. Lineage: Eukaryota; Metazoa; Chordata; Actinopteri; Perciformes; Cyclopteridae. The record is from RefSeq and is a predicted model, not a curated record. Bases 80 to 1732 code for a protein of 550 amino acids. The transcript has 11 exons.